GGCGACCAUCCCGUCCUACAAAGCUCGGCGGGGCAGCCAUGGCCAGUAACACAAACUUCCCAGUUAACCUCAAUAUCAAACCCUCUCAUAAUAGUCACGACAGACAUGUCCUAAAUGCCUUCGACUCGUCUGCGCAAGAAGCGGCCAUUCGGGAAUAUGGCAUCGCUGGCAGGGUUUGGGAAGCUGCUUUUUUUUUGAACACAUAUAUCGAAGGGCUUCUAGAUAUAACUUUUGAUCCGCCCUUUUCGACGCCACACGACGAGGAAAAAUUGCUGUCGAUUCUCGAACUCGGCAGCGGAACUGGCAUCGUAUCUGCUAAAUGCGCCAAACAGCUAUCUAAUCGACAAUGCACUGUUAUCGCUACGGAUCUGCCGGAAGUUUGUCCGCUCUUGGCGAAGAAUCUCUGCAAAUAUAGCGAGCCAGAGCACGCGUCAGGACCCAGGUUGCUUGUCAGGCCGCUUGCUUGGGGGAACUACGAACAAGCCGAAGCAAUUCUUCAUGAGCUCAAAAAUACUUCCGACCAGAUACCUGCUAACUCCGGUCCAAACGCCCUAACUCAUAUUAUCUGUAGCGACUUGAUAUACUUUUCUGAGCUUCUUGCACCUCUGCUGCGAAGCUUGCUCCACCUUACAGGCCCGCCAUUUGUCUCUUCAUCCAGUACGUCGGACUGGCCCAAGAUAAUCAUCUCCUACAAAGUCCGAAGCCUUCCAACGGAAAUGCCCUUCUGGUCGGCCUUCGGCCUCUGGUUUACCUUUGAGCCUGUCUUGUGUCGCCAAUCGCCACCCCACCGGCCGAACACCUCCGCCACUGGCAAUGACCCAGAGGCACGAGCCGGAGAAGCACUCGAGAACUUUGAAGAGCCUGAAGAGGACACCUGGCGGCGCUUCGGUUCGGCCGGCGAUGACGAGGUAUUUGUGCUCGUCGCCCGACGAAGGCCAGAGUCGCUUGUAUGGGAUGUGCCGCCGGAUGAUGUUGAACUCCUUGGCGGUGUCGGCGCGAGCGGAACUCCGUCGCGGAAGGGCGAUUGCACGUUCGAGACACUGCUACUCAUGGGCAUGGAAGGUGAAUAA
Molecule: messenger RNA, 1070 nt
Organism: Phanerochaete carnosa HHB-10118-sp
Lineage: Eukaryota; Fungi; Basidiomycota; Agaricomycetes; Polyporales; Phanerochaetaceae
Exons: 3
Coding region: 39-1070 (343 amino acids)
Biological process (GO): peptidyl-lysine methylation
Cellular component (GO): cytoplasm
Molecular function (GO): protein-lysine N-methyltransferase activity
Source: RefSeq, a predicted model, not a curated record